Molecule: messenger RNA, 4622 nt
Organism: Bolinopsis microptera
Lineage: Eukaryota; Metazoa; Ctenophora; Tentaculata; Lobata; Bolinopsidae
Product: multiple C2 and transmembrane domain-containing protein 1-like
Exons: 21
Coding region: 1030-3258 (742 amino acids)
Cellular component (GO): membrane
Molecular function (GO): calcium ion binding
Source: RefSeq, a predicted model, not a curated record
AGCCACAAUGUCUCUCCACCCAAAUGACCGGGACAAGAGAUCCUUCAAAAUGUUCCGGAAAAUGAAGACUCCUUCCGCCUCCCCAUUUAUAUCCCGUAAGGACAAAACAUCCGACAAAAGUUCCCUUAAAUCAGCUGACAUAGAUUCAAUGAAAUCCUCCGAAUCCGAACUAGCAGAUCCAGAAAAAACUCCAGACUUGAAAGUGAAAAGAUCAGCCAAAUCGCCCAAAUUCAAAUCCAGCUCACUCCGCAAGCUUUUCAAAAAACCUCUCUCAAAACGGAGCAAAUCAACUCCGUCCAGCGACGUGAGCGAGACAGAAGUAUCCUUUAACCACAUCAUCUGUAGUACUCCACUUAUAAACCCGGUCCCUAACGACACUAGCUCCGUGAUCACGGUAACCCCUGACAACAGCGCGGCUGGGACCCCAACACGUGCUAUAUCUAAACCUGUUUCCAUCAGCAUAGCCGCAGCUAACAGUCGACUUGAGAGGAAACGGGAUCAGACUGACCGGUCGGAUGAAAGUGGGAUAUUUUCACCCUCAUUCCUGGAGGACCAAUACGCUCCAGAUCAGAAUGUGUUCUCCCCUCCUCUCGAGGAACCGUUCACUCCUCCGGGCGUUUUUAAACAGAACGAGUUAGAAUACACCCCACCUACUGCCUUUAAGUCAGAACCAUAUCUAAACGAGGUGGUGGGCGAGGGUUCUCCCAGCGACCCGAUGUUACAGAGGGAGGGUAGUAGUGAUAAACUGUUUAGAAGGUUGAGAAUCCCGGCUAUCGAGCUGACUGAACCGGGGAUUAAGCCGGGGCUUGGUAACCUUGGUAACCACGUCGCCGCUGAGAGUAACUACAGUCUGGCUGAUACUAAGUCCGUUGACUCUCUAAGAGAUGAGGAGUUCGUAUCAUCACCACUGUCGAACAAAGCGAACAAAGGAAAAGCAGCACAUCUAAAGUGGAACCGUACAGAGUGGAAAUAACAGUGAUCAGUAGUGCUAGCCUGGCCUCUAGAGACUCCAAUGGAGUAGGCUCGCCCAUGCCUUGGUCAAAUGCUGCCGAUAGACUAAGUGAUCCAUACUGUAAGAUAAAAGUAGGGUUACAGAGGGCUAGAACGAAAGUCUGUCCAAAGAAUCUCAAUCCUCUGUGGGAAGAGAAAUUCAGUUUUGUUGUAGAGACCCUCGAUGAAACAAUCAGAUUUAAGGUGAUGGACUACGACAGAGGGUUCAGGGAUGAUCUGAUUGGUUACUACGAAAUGAAGCUAUCAUUUUUUCCUCUAGACGACUACCAGACAUUUGCAGAAGAAUUAACGGACGACAGUGGUACAGAGGAUCUGGGCAGUAUUAAAUUCUCCAUUCACAUUUCCUCAGACCUGAGCCAUACUCCGCCUCCAGACGUCCAAGAGGCUAGCAUAUCAAGCAGUCCCCCAAUAACGCCGCCAGCACUCAAGAAACUGGUCAGAAAACCGACAGCGUACGACAACAUGGUCCAUAGGUUCCUGGGGGGCGACCAGAAGCAGUCGGAGUCGGAGUAUGGAAGCGAAAGUGGCUCUCCGGGCGAAAGUGCCGGCUGCAUAACCACACAAAUCAAGCGGAGAAAAAUGGAUGAGCGAGAAGUGCCCAGAUCUACCUCCCCCUUCCAAGAGAAACACCUUACAGGGAUCCUAUCCAUCACCCUGGUAGAGGCCUCUAACCUGCGACCCAUGAACAAGGAUGGUAGUAGCGACCCCUACUGCAAGUUCAAACUGGGGCAUCAGAAACAUAAGAGCAAGGUGUUACGCCGGACACUGGAUCCGGUAUGGAAAGAAAGGUUCGAGAUCAGAGUUUACAGUGACAGCAGCAGUAUCCUAGAGAUAUCAGUUUACGAUUACGAGGAGUUUGGUUUCUCAGACAAUUUCAUCGGCAGUAUCGAAGUUGACAUAGUAGAGUUCGAGGAGAGUAAGACGUACAAAAAAGAGCUUGAACUGGAGAAGAACGGUGGUAGAUUAGUCUGCAUUUUCAACUUGUCUCGGAUUGACGAGAGUUCAGCUGACUCCAGUUGUGAGAUUUCACCUGACGAUCUAAUCGACAUCAGGAAAACUUAUGCAAUGUCCUACAACCCGCUGAAUUACCUGACCUACAAGUGGGAAGAUGUUGAGGAUGUUGGGGUUCUUAUCGUUAAAAUAAUCAAGUGCAUUGAUCUACCUGAAGCAGAUACCAUCAUAGGUUCGUCGGAUCCGUUUUGUUUUAUCGAAGUAGAAAACACGCGAGUACGGACUCCUACCCUUUACAAAACCCAAGAUCCUGUGUGGAACAAGCAAUUUAAAUUCAAUAUUAAAGACAUACACAGUACGUUGAAUAUACGAGUUUUCGACGAAGAAAAGAACAAGUAUAAUUUUCUGGGUUGUGUUAAACUUCCUAUAUUGGAAGCUCACACCAUACACAGAUGCUUGCUAAAAGACAGGAAGUUGGAAAGAGUAGGAUUUGGAGAGAUAUUCUUAGAGACAGAGCUGAUUUACAAUCCUCUCAGAGCAGCCAUUAAAACAUUACUUCCUGCCGAGGAAAACCUUCUUUACGAGGAACCAAAGUUCAAGCGAAAUCUCUUUAUGCAGAAUUUUAAGAGAGUGUAUGCGCUAUCGACAGUAGUUCUCUCCCUGGGUCUGUGGGCUCAGAGGAUCUACAAUUGGGAAAACAAGGCUAAAUCAGCUAUUGCACUAUUAUUGUACAUACUCGUAGUGGUUUCGUUCGAGUUGUACAUGGUUCCAAUGUUCGCUGCUUUUGUCAUAAUUUACGAGUUUUUAGCCCGUUGGGUCGGGUUUAAAAGCUUCGAAACGUGGAUUAUGAACGCUGACCUGCAAGAACAGGUGUCGAAAGAGGACGAGAUUGAGGACGGAGAAGACUUCAGUCUCACGGCCAAGAUGAAGAUGGUGAUGGGGGUGUGUCAGACUGUCCAAAACUCUCUGGACUUGGUGGCCAGCUACUGUGAGCGUAUCAAGAAUGUUUUUAAUUGGACUAUUCCCUUUCUCUCGUUCAUGGCAGCUUCAGUACUCAUAUCCGGAACUGUGAUUUUAUACUUCCUCCCCCUGCGGUGGCUGGUCUUAGCUUGGGGUAUUAAUAAGUUGACUGUCAAGUUAAGAAACCCAGAAUACGAAGAAAACCAAGAACUUUUAAAUUUCUUGUGUCGAUUGCCGUCAGAUGUUGAAUUGAAUCAGAUGCGGGUCAUCACUAAAGAAUCGUCCAAAAGAGGGGCAGCAAUAAAUAAGGCAGUGAAAUCGAGGUGGCACAAGUAAUCAACUUUCAGGGCUUUGCUUCGACUGCAAUGCAAUGAUAGAAUUUUGGUUUAAUUUAAUGUGCUUUGUGAUUUUUUAAACAAUAAAUUAGAUUGAUCAAGCAGGAUUUUAGAUUUCAAUUAAACAGAACAAUUUAGACAGGAAUAUGGUUAACGUUGGUUUUUAAGUGCGCUGUCUUCAAUUGAAGUUGUUUGUGAUUUUCGGAAAAUGGUGUUUGUGUUUCGUAGUUUCAGAUUGACUUUUAUUAUUUGUGGAUGGACGUUUUUUCAGACUAUUUUAAUUCAUUAUAAUUUGAUUUUGGAUAGGCUUUAGUGACACAAAUAUUGACAGGGUGCUCCUAAUAUAGGUUUCAUUAUUCGACAUGUAAACGGGUUGGGCUUCGUUCCUUUUUAUUGUCGUUCUUGUCCCUGUUCCUCGACCCUCGCUCAAAUUCCCAAUCUUCCUAGCAAAUGUGGCCAUUUAUAUUAAAUCACAUCCGGAAGGAGCGAGGAUCGAAUGACAGCAGACAAAGACACGCUUUAUAACUAUAUGGUGGGGUUCAUCUGCUGUUAUUUAAAUAUGAUAAAUUAUUAAAUUUCAGUUAAGUUAUUUCUCGGAAAGCCCUCAGAAUCAGAAAUGUAUGAUAGUCUUGAGCUAGUUCAUUUGACCCGAUUUGAUUUGUUUUAAAAUCUGCUUUCAUUUGCGAAGACUUGUUUUUUGAUAACGUUUUUAAUUUAACUUAAUGAUAUAUCUAAUAAUUUUGAGAUUACACCCAAUAAAGUAUGUUCAUGCCUAACUGCCCAAGUUUAGGUAUGCUAUAUGAUUUAAUUGUACGAUCCCUAUUCCGUAAUUAAAUUGGUGGAAUACCGGAGUAAUUUAGACUUAAAUUAAGUUUAUGCAAAAGCUGUUGAUAAAAUAUGGCUUAUCCAAGUCAUAUUGAUGGUAUGUGCCCAGUAAUUCCGUCAAGGCUGUGUUAACUGGCUGAUUUUUUCAUGGAUAUUAGCUAUGGGUUGCUACUUUGACAUAUUAAAGAUUUCAUGAUAUCCUGAUUGCUAUUUGCCAUUGCGAUGAUCAAAAGAAUAUAAUAAAAUUAACAUGCCUUUAAAAAUUCCAAUUAAAUAUUUAUUUACUGCUAAAGACUAAUUGCCAUUAAGUUGUUAAUUGUUGAACUACUCCUUCUAAAUCUUACCUUUAUUUUCAAGGUAAGCUAAAUUUAAAAUAAAAAGGUCGGGUUAUCAAUCUGUUUUUAACGCAUCGUGAUAGGGAAACAGCACUUCAGGAUACUAUCGUACUGUUAAAUGUUUUGUUUAAUGUUCAAAUUUGUUUUUGGGUUGAAAGUGUAUUUAUUGAAUUUGUAGAGUUGAUAUUCCAAUCUGUUGAUUACC